Messenger RNA from Oryzias melastigma (Indian medaka), 6433 nucleotides. Its product is annotated as collagen alpha-1(XI) chain. NCBI's taxonomy places the organism in Eukaryota, Metazoa, Chordata, Actinopteri, Beloniformes, Adrianichthyidae. The transcript is spliced from 67 exons. The record is from RefSeq and is a predicted model, not a curated record. Gene Ontology annotation, molecular function: extracellular matrix structural constituent. Bases 241 to 5634 code for a protein of 1797 amino acids.
UUUCCAGGGUCACGUUCGUCCUGCCUCCUCCCGGUGCGCGCGCGCAGCUCUCAGGACGGAGUCUUUGCGUUUUUUCCUGACAUCCUAACCGUCGGUGUUUGUGCGGAGCUGAUUUUAUCCGGAAAACGCCGCUUAUCUGCAGGCAUGCCGCAGUAGAGCACGCGUGUUUGCUUUCCCGGGACUCGGACAGGACUGACUUUACAAAGGUCGCCCGCUCGCCGCGCGCUGCGGGCGCUCACCAUGGAGAUGCAACGAUGGAGCCCCAGGUGGAAAACGAAAAGGGGUCUGUGGGACUGGACCCUAGUCGCCUUCAUAGUGUUAACCUUUCAACCGUCCAGAGCAGCUGAACCCGUGGACAUCCUGAAGGCGUUGGACUUCCAGAGUUCCCCUGAAGGAGUCCGGAAAGCACCGGGAUUCUGCGCAUUCCGGAGAGGAUCCAAACCCGACGUAGCGUUCCGGGUCAGCAAGAGCGUCCAGAUCAGCGCUCCAACCAAGCAGAUCUUUCCAGGGGGGGCUUUCCCAGAAGACUUCUCCAUCAUGUUCACCAUCAAGCCCAAAGCCGGACGCCAGGCCUUCCUGUUGUCUGUUUACAACCAGCAGGGCAUCCAGCAGCUGGGCGUGGAGGUGGGCCGCGGCCCGCUCUUCCUGUACGAAGACCAGCACGGCAGCCCCCCCCCAGAGGAGUACCCGCUGUUCCGCUCCAUCAACCUGGCUGAUGGAAAGUGGCAUCGAGUAGCUCUCAGCGUGGAGAAGAAGAGUGUCACCAUCAUCGUGGACUGUAAGAAGAAGCUGACCAAACCUUUGAAGAGGAGUGAUCGGGCUGUGAUCAGCACGGAAGGCAUCACAGUCUUUGGAACCAGGAUUCUAGACGACGAGGUCUUUGAGGGAGACAUCCAGCAGCUGCUGAUGGUGGCGGACCCCCGAGCAGCCCACGACUACUGCGAGCACUACAGCCCCGACUGCCACGCCCCCAGCCACCAGGACACGCCCCAGGCCCAGGAACCCGAGGAAACCGAGUACGACAACUAUUACUAUGAUCGGCUGUACGAAUACACUGAAGCUCCUCCCACUGCAGCAGAGAAGACUGAGACUGGUGUAGACGUGGACUUCUAUCCAGACGGAUACUCCCCUGUGGAGGGGGGUCAGCCGGAAAACCCCACGGAGACCAAACAAACCAGACCGGAUUCUGAAGGUGAGAUAGUGGACGAUUACAUCACUGGGGUGGAGGAGGUCGGUGUGGACCCCACGCCGCCGGCGGACCCCGACCUUCUCAAGUUUAAAGAAUACGACCUGAAGGAAUAUGACGGUAGCAAACAUGUCUAUGACUACGGUAACUAUGGAGACUACGGAGACUACGGAGACUCUGUCUCCACCGACGCCAAACCCACUCCAGAACCCCACGAGGAAGAGCUGGGACCGGUGUUGCCCGCAGAGACCGACUUCACAGGGAGCAGUGUGGGCGGAGGUCAGUCUUCCUAUGGAGAAAAGGGAGAAAAGGGAGAACCAGCUGUCAUUGAACCGGGGAUGAUUGUACAAGGACCCCAAGGAGCCCCCGGUCCAGCCGGGGUUUCUGGGGCCCCAGGAUUACAAGGACCUCCAGGACCACCAGGAGAUCGGGGUGAGAUGGGUCCUCCUGGGCGUCCCGGCAUUCCGGGUUCAGACGGUGUUCCUGGACCUCCAGGAACCAUCCUGAUGCUCCCGUUUCGUGCCGGGGGCGAGGCACACAAGGGGCCUGUGGUGACGGCCCAGGAAGCUCAAGCUCAGGCCAUCCUGUCCCAAGCUAGGCUGAGUAUGAGAGGAUCUCCGGGCCCGGCGGGACUAACUGGAAGACCUGGUCCAGUGGGAAACCCUGGAGCUCCAGGACUCAAAGGUGACAGUGGAGACUCCGGACCGCAGGGCCCCAGAGGUCUUCAGGGACCAACUGGUCCUCCAGGAAAGGCGGGAAAACGGGGUCGUAACGGCGCCGACGGAGCCCGAGGCAUGCCUGGAGAGGCCGGAGCCAAAGGUGACCGCGGGUUUGACGGACUGCCAGGCCUUCCCGGACAGAAAGGUCACCGGGGGGAGCAGGGCCCCACGGGGCUUCCAGGCCCCCCAGGACAGGACGGUCCCAGAGGAGAAGAUGGCCAGGUUGGACAAAGAGGCGUGGCUGGAGAGAGUGGGCCUCGAGGUCUGCUGGGCCCCAGAGGCCUGGCUGGUCCUGGAGGACAGCCUGGUCUUCCUGGACUUGAUGGCCAACCUGGACCCAAAGGAAACAUGGGUCCACAAGGAGAGCCGGGGCCUCCGGGGCAGCAGGGUAUGCCGGGUCCACAUGGUCUCGUUGGUCCUCAGGGUCCGAUUGGGCCUCCAGGUGAAAAAGGACCUCAGGGGAAACAGGGUCUGGCUGGACUGGCUGGUGCCGAUGGUCCUCCUGGUCAUCCGGGAAAAGAGGGUCCUGCGGGCGAGAAAGGUUCGGCGGGUUUUCCUGGUCCCAUUGGAUCCAUCGGUUACCCGGGGCCCAGGGGUGUCAAAGGUGCUGAGGGCAUCCGAGGCCUGAAAGGAGACAAAGGAGAAAAGGGAGAAGAUGGAUUUCCUGGCUUCAAAGGAGACAUGGGCAUCAAGGGGGACAAGGGUGAAGGUGGAGUUCUGGGGCCCAGAGGAGAGGACGGUCCUGAAGGCCCUAAAGGAACCUCAGGACCCACUGGAGAGUCUGGACCAAUGGGUUCAGCUGGAGAAAAGGGAAAACUGGGAGUUCCUGGAUUGCCCGGAUACCCUGGAAGACAAGGUCCAAAGGGCUCCAACGGCUUUCCUGGUUUUCCUGGAGCUAACGGUGAAAAAGGAGCAAGGGGAAUUGCUGGAAAAUCCGGCCCCAGAGGCCAGCGCGGCCCCACGGGUCCACGAGGAGGACGAGGACCACGAGGACCGACUGGAAAACCAGGUGCAAAGGGCACCUCAGGGACUGAUGGCCCCCCAGGCCCUCCCGGAGAACAGGGUCCUCAGGGGCCGCAGGGACCCGUGGGAAUGCCCGGACCCAAAGGACCCAAUGGCCCACCAGGGAAGGACGGGCUGCCCGGCCACCCGGGGCAGAGAGGGGAGACGGGCUUUCAAGGAAAGACUGGACCUCCAGGACCGGGAGGUGUGGUGGGACCUCAGGGACCAACUGGAGAGACUGGACCCAGUGGAGAGCGAGGACAUCCAGGCUCCCCAGGACCACCUGGUGAGCAAGGUCUACCAGGAGCUGCAGGAAAAGAGGGUGGAAAGGGGGAUCCAGGUCCCCAAGGUCAUUCAGGAAAGGUGGGGCCCCAGGGCUUGAGAGGCUUCCAAGGAGCAAGAGGUCUUCCAGGAGCCACGGGACCAGCCGGCUUAAAGGGAGGAGAAGGGCCCCAGGGCCCCCCUGGCCCGAUUGGUUCUCCUGGAGAAAGAGGACCUGCAGGUCCUGGUGGUCCCAUUGGUCAGACGGGUCGGAACGGUCCACAAGGACCCCCGGGUCCUGCUGGAGAGAAGGGUGCCCCCGGAGAGAAAGGCGACCUGGGUCCGGCUGGCCGCGAUGGGAUUCAAGGCCCGGGAGGACUUCCUGGACCAGCUGGUCCUCAGGGUCCACCAGGAGAAGACGGAGACAAGGGAGAGGUGGGAGGACCCGGACAGAAGGGAGGAAAAGGAGACAAAGGCGAGAGCGGUCCACCAGGCCCGAUGGGGUCCCAGGGUGUGGUUGGAGCUCCAGGUCCUGCAGGGAGUGAUGGCGAACCCGGGCCCAGGGGGCAGCAGGGCAUGUUUGGCCAGAAAGGAGACGAAGGACCUCGAGGGUUUCCGGGUCUCCCAGGACCCGUUGGAUUGCAGGGUUUGCCUGGACCUCCGGGGGAGAAGGGAGAGAACGGAGAUGUCGGUCCAAUGGGUCCUCCUGGUCCUCCUGGUCCCAGAGGUCCUCAGGGUCCCAGCGGAGCAGAUGGGGCGCCAGGCCCUCCUGGGGGUGUAGGCUCCAUGGGAGCUGUUGGUGAGAAGGGAGAAACUGGUGAGGCUGGAAACCCAGGACCACCUGGAGAGCCUGGCAUUGGAGGACUUCGAGGAGAGAUUGGUGAGAAAGGAGAAACGGGCCCCCCUGGUGCAGCCGGACCCCCCGGUGGUCGAGGACCCCCUGGAGAUGAUGGUCCUAAGGGUAACCCUGGUCCGGUUGGGUUCCCGGGAGACCCUGGUCCCCCUGGUGAGCCAGGUGUUGCUGGUCUCGAUGGUUUACCUGGAGACAAAGGCGACGAUGGAGAAGCAGGACAACCGGGCCCUCCAGGUCCGUCUGGUGAAGCCGGAGUACCAGGACCUCCUGGUAAAAGGGGUCCUGUCGGCAGAGCUGGAGCUGACGGCAGACAGGGAGAAAAAGGAUCCAAGGGAGAUCCUGGAGCAGAAGGACCUGCUGGAAAAACCGGGCCUGUGGGACCUCAAGGCCCUCCUGGAAAGCCUGGUGCUGAGGGUCUGCGUGGGAUCCCGGGCCCUGUUGGUGAACAAGGACUUCCUGGUGCUUCUGGUCUGGAUGGCCCUCCUGGACCAAUUGGACCCCCAGGACUUCCUGGAAUGAAAGGUGACUCGGGAUGGAAAGGAGAAAAGGGACAUCCUGGACUGAUUGGUCUGAUUGGACCUCCUGGUGAACCUGGGGAGAAGGGAGACAGAGGUCUGCCAGGACCUGCGGGGAAUGCCGGUGGUAAGGGUGAGGCUGGCAUCGGGGGUGCUUCUGGUCCUCUCGGCCCGCCUGGUCCUCCUGGAAUCCCUGGAGCUCAAGGACAGAAGGGGAGCAAAGGCUCAAGUGGCUCAGCGGGUCAGAAGGGAGACCCCGGACUGAUCGGACCACCAGGACCACCUGGUCCUCCUGGAGAUAUGAUCCAGCCGCUGCCCAUCCAGCAGCCUGGUAAGAAGAGCCGGCGGCAGGCUGACGUGCAGGCGGAUGAGGCCAUGGCCGACUACGCCGGCGUGGAAGGGAUGGAGGACGUCUUUGGAUCUCUCAACAACCUCAAACAGGACAUUGAGCGGAUGAAAUUCCCCCUGGGCACCCAGGACAACCCUGCCAGGACCUGCAAUGACCUGCACCUCAGUCAGCCCGACUUCCCUGACGGUGAAUACUGGGUCGAUCCGAACCAGGGCUGCAUUGGAGACUCCAUUAAGGUCUACUGUAACUUCACAGCAGGAGGAGAGACAUGCAUCUACCCCGACAAGAAAUCCUCAGGGGUUCGAAUAUCCAACUGGCCCAAAGAGACUCCAGGAGCCUGGUUCAGCGAAUUUAAGCGUGGAAAAAUACUGAGCUACGUGGAUGCAGCCGACAGCGCCAUAGACUCCGUUCAGAUGACCUUCCUGAAACUUCUGAGCUCGUCAGCACGGCAGAACUUCACCUAUAUUUGCCAUCAGUCAGUGGCCUGGUACAACGCCAAGACUGACAGCUACGACAAGGCUCUGCGCUUCCUGGGCUCCAACGACGAGGAGAUGUCUUAUGACAACAAUCCUUUCAUCAAGCCUGUGAUGGACGGCUGCUCGCUCAGACAGGGUUACUCCAGGACCAUGUUGGAGAUCAACACCCCCCGCAUCGACCAGCUGCCCAUCAUCGACGUCAUGCUCAAUGACUUUGGGGAAUCCAACCAGAGGUUCGGCUUCGAGGUCGGUCCCGUGUGUUUCCUGGGUUAGACACGCCCCUUCUCCCCGCUGACGGACAGGGUCAGAGGGUUCGUACGGACGUCCAUUUAGACCAAACCUCUGCCCCCCCACGAAGCAAGUUCUGUUCCUGUGUCACUGAGAGAUCCACGAAGGCCCUGUCCUGAAAGCGGCCCAAACCGGGCCAGAACCGCCUGACUCUGACUCUGUGACUCUGUGAUGCUGCGGCGGACAGUAGCGUGAGGAUCUGCUGGUCCCAGCUUCAUCCUCCUCUUCCUCCUUCCACCCGACCUGCAGGUUCUGCUCCGAUUCAGCCACCGAGCAGCUUCUCUGCACAAAUACUCCAGGUGCUACCAUCGGUGCGUUUUCAUCAAACUGUAAUUAUUUUAUUAAUAUUUUGUACAAAUGUGUGCACUCUCACGUGCAUGAGCCCUGUCUUCACCUUUGAACACAUACUUGGGAGGUCAUGCUGGAAUAAAGAAUAUAUUAAUGUCUCUGAAGGAUGCAGUGGAUGAGAAACUGAUCCGGAUCAACCCAAAGGUUUACACAUCGAUUUUGGACCUUCGUGUUAUAAAACGGUCUGAAUCGGAUUGACUUAUUACCACGUUGAAACAGGAAGUCAUGAAAACAGAUUUUAAAAUUCUAUAGAUAUUUUCUUCCAGCCAACAGUUAUACCUCAGAUGUGGACCUUAUUUUCCUGAGAGCAUGUUCCAAGUUCUAAACAGUUUGUCUUCUGGUUCCGACAGCAGCUGCAGAGAGGCUGCGGACAUGAUCUGUAUGUUUCCUCAUGCUGCCAUUGGAAAGGAUUAAAACUUGACUUUAAAAAUGCUGA